AUGCAAUUCAUUACUUUUCUGCUAUUUACAUUUGUGACAUCAACAAUAAAAUCAUCGAAGGGCUCCGAGUCAUGCCCCGCUAUUUGUAAAUGCUCAGAGUGGGAAACGUACACAAUUUCGUGCUUUGAUAUAGAUGUCAUACCUAAAUUUCCUUCCAGCACCGAGACGCUGUGGCUCGAGGAGACACGGCUGACCUCCAUCCCGCCGGACGCCUUCGCAAACAUGGUCAACAUUUCAUGGAUACAUAUAUCAGUAGAUGUGACUUUGAAGAGGCUGGACAGACAUUCCUUUUCUAACCUGAUGAAGAUCGUCCAUAUAGAAAUACGGAAUGCCAGGAGCUUGUCAUACAUCCAUCCGGAGGCCUUUAAGAACCUGCCAAAUCUGAAGUACUUGGGGAUUUUCAACACGGGUCUUGUAGCUUUCCCUGACCUGACAAGGAUCCACUCAGACCACAACAGCUUCAUACUUGAAAUUGCUGAUCACCCGUACAUCAAAGAAAUACCAGCCAACUCGUUCCGCGGCAUCACCAAUGACGUUUUGUCAGUGAUGCUGUACAGCAACGGCUUCACUGAGAUCCACCCCAAUGCCUUCAACGGGACCAAACUGGAUGCUGUGUACCUCCACAGAAACAAACACCUGGUCAGGAUAGACGAGCGAAUAUUUGCUGGCACCAUCAGCGGACCCACGCUACUUGACGUGUCCCUUACCAGUGUGACCUCCCUGCCCACGAGGGGGCUGGACUCGCUGCGGACGCUCAUGGCUCGGGACACGUGGACCCUGAAGAAGCUCCCGCCGGUCAAGACCUUCCGACACCUGACGAACGCCGACCUCACCUACCCAAGCCACUGCUGCGCGUUCAAGAACCUGAAGAGGAAGCGGGGAUAUUGGGAUUACAUCAUCUGCAACCUGACCGCCUUCUAUGACCAGCACCAGAAACGGUCGGUGAGCGCGUUCCGACUCCCCGUCCGCCAGGACCACCCGGACGAGGACGGGGACCCCGACGAGAUCCUCCUGGCGGAGCCCCCUGACCGCCGUGACUUCCACGGCGGCCUGCGCUACCACGCCUACUUCGGCAGCCGCCCCGACGACAGCGACGUGGGCUUCGGCGAGACGCUGAAGAACCCGCAGGAGGACACGGGCCAGGACUUCGACAGCCGCUACGACUACGUGGUGUGCGAGGAGGCCGAGGAGGUGGCCUGCGCCCCCGUCCCGGACGAGUUCAACCCCUGCGAGGACAUCAUGGGCUCCGGCUUCCUGCGCGUGUCCGUCUGGUUCGUCAGCCUCCUGGCCGUCCUGGGCAACCUGCUGGUGCUGCUCAUCCUUCUCAGCAGCCACUACAAGCUGUCCGUCUCACGCUUCCUCAUGUGCAACCUGGCCUUCGCCGACCUCUGCAUGGGCGUCUACCUGCUGCUCAUCGCCUCCGUCGACCUGCACACGCAGUCCGAGUACUACAACCACGCCAUCGACUGGCAGACGGGGCACGGCUGCGGUGCGGCCGGCUUCUUCACCGUCUUCGCCAGCGAGCUGUCCGUGUACACAUUGACCGCCAUCACGCUGGAGCGCUGGCACGCUAUCACCUUCGCCAUGCGGCUGGACCGCAAGCCGCGGCUGGCGCACGCCGCCGCCGUCAUGCUCGCCGGCUGGGCCUUCUGCCUGCUGCUGGCGCUGCUCCCCCUGGUGGGCGUCAGCAGCUACCAGAAGGUGAGCAUCUGCCUGCCCAUGGACACGCAGACAGCCGCCGCCCGCGUCUACAUCGUCUCGGUGCUCGGCCUCAACAUCCUGGCCUUCGUGGUCAUCUGCGCCUGCUACGUCAAGAUCUACUGCGCCGUGCGCAGCCCGCGCUACCACUCCAGCAGCAAGGACACGCACAUCGCCAAGCGCAUGGCCGUGCUCAUCUUCACCGACUUCCUGUGCAUGGCACCCAUCUCCUUCUACGCCCUGUCGGCCGUGCUGGACCGGCCGCUCAUCACCGUCUCCAACUCCAAGAUCCUGCUGGUGCUCUUCUACCCGCUCAACUCCUGCGCCAACCCCUUCCUCUACGCCAUCUUCACCAAGGCCUUCCGCGGCGACGUCUUCAUCCUGCUCAGCAAGGUGGGCUUCUGCGAGCACCGCGCCCAGGUGUUCCGCGGCCAGACUGUGUCGUCCAAGCACAGCAGCGUGUGCCGGGCUGAUCGGGAGAGGAGGGCGCCCGCCGAGACCCUGCUCACCCUGCAGGAGUGCCCCGGCCGCCCCUCCGCCGGCACCUACCUCCCCGCUGUGAAGCAGUAG
Messenger RNA from Megalops cyprinoides (Indo-Pacific tarpon), 2268 nucleotides. RefSeq names its product thyroid stimulating hormone receptor (gene tshr). The record is from RefSeq and is a predicted model, not a curated record. Gene Ontology annotation, biological process: G protein-coupled receptor signaling pathway. Lineage: Eukaryota; Metazoa; Chordata; Actinopteri; Elopiformes; Megalopidae. Gene Ontology annotation, molecular function: thyroid-stimulating hormone receptor activity. The coding region runs from base 1 to 2268 and encodes 755 amino acids. Gene Ontology annotation, cellular component: membrane. The transcript is spliced from 10 exons.